Molecule: messenger RNA, 1632 nt
Organism: Aegilops tauschii subsp. strangulata
Lineage: Eukaryota; Viridiplantae; Streptophyta; Magnoliopsida; Poales; Poaceae
Molecular function (GO): protein binding
Source: RefSeq, a predicted model, not a curated record
CCCAUUUCCCAUCCUCAUCCUUGCAGGAACAAAUCGUCGGAGCGCCCUCUUCCCACACGCCGGUAACCAGCUGAUUCGUCGCCCAAAUCGUCUGCUGAGAGACGUGUUACAGCCGCCGCGUAGCUCAUCAUCAAGGCAUCGACUGACUUGUCUGUCCGCCCCAGUUGUUCGGUGCCGGAUCUGAUGGAGCACCGGCAGCCAGUCACCAUGCCCGGCCAUGGAGUCGAGACCGUCCUCGACGACCUUCCCGAGUCGAUCAUCGUCGACGAGAUCCUCGUCCGUUUGCCGGCCAGGGACAUCAUGCGCUGCCGCUGCGUCCGCAAGGGGUGGCGCAGUGCCACCUCCGCCGACAAGUUCAUGCUGGACCACCACCGCCGCCAGCCCUUGCUCCCGGUGCUCGGUCACGCCGUGGAGCCGCAGACGGCGACCCGCCUCUUGCUUUCCAUUGACGCCGGUGCAGGCCAGCAACAGCUCUGCCCCGUGGUCCGGAUCCGGACAUACAGCGGUAGACUCCUGGCUGCCCUUGAUGGGCUCAUCAUCGUCUCCCAUAGAUCCGUCAGUGUGCGAACUUCUUCGUCUCAUCCGGUAAGCUUGUUCAUCUGCAACCCGGUCACCCGUGAGUGUGCUCCCCUAGUGACGCCUCCAAGCCAGCAUGGAUUUAUGCACCACAUCGCAGGCUUGUAUCGGCACCAACCAUCCGGGGAAUACCGGGUGCUUUGGGUCUCUACUCCGAGGUACUUUGACAGAGCAGACGCAGCUUACACGACAUUUUACUACGUCGUAGCAGUGGGAUCCAGUGACAUAAGAUGCAUCGCAGAAGGUAGCAUCGCACAGACAACACCCAUGGAAACGGUGCUGUGUAAGGGCCUGCCGGAUUCGUCGGGUUGUCCACCAGUGCACCACCGUGGUAGCCUGCACUGGGGACUUCCCGGCCGUGCAAUAAUGGUGUUCAACACAGCAGCCGAAACAUUCCGGUUGAUGGGUCGUCCAGUCCAGCUGCGCUUCCACCAGUUGUUGGAGAUGGAUGGCACUCUUGCUUUGUGCAGCGUCAGCCCUGAACAAAUGACCGUAGAUGUUUGGGUGGUACAAGACUAUGGUGCCGAAACAACGGAAACCUGGUCUUUCAAGCAUCAGAUUAAUUUGUCUGGUGUUGACGAUCCAAUACCACGUUCAUGGGUGAUGCGGUUCCCUAGGAUGGUUGUGCUCAAUAACGGUGAGCUGCUAAUCCAGUUCAUUCGUGGUUGUGGGCCUGUGUUGCAUUGUGACAUCGAUGGCAAGUUCUUAGGAUAUGUGAAAAGCAAGGAUGGCCAAGUAAUCGGCUUGUGGAUUACCAAGCAUUACCUCCAGGAGAGCCUUACUCCCCUUCCACUAUUCCAUGAGAUGAGAGAAGAAGAUAGUGCAACCCAGGGGCCUCCACUUUUUGUAGGGCUAUAAGAUGCAGUGCUUGAUCUGGAUUUCUGCACUACCAUUGGAGUAUGUAAAUUAUGUAUGAGUCUUGUCUUUUAUUCGUCUUAGGGCUGCUAGUAGAAUUGAACAUUCUGGAUGGUAGAAGAGCAACACUGCUACCAUCAUUUGUUGUCUAUUAUUUUUCCUUCAGCACCAAGUUCCGAACUAUGGAGAAUCUUUGCUAUA